CUCGAACAAUUCCACCUGCUCUCGACACAGGCAAAUGUGUCCGGAUAUCAGUUCUACAUGGCACUAGAGUGCUGCACCAACAACACGGGUUUGAACACUCCGAAGGAUCGUUAUCCCGAACUAAUGAGGUUGAUUCGCCAAUGGCGACACCUCAAGAUGCUCAAAAGGUUCGGCCGAGGCCACGAUCCUGGAGGAGUGGCAACUACGUCAACUGGCAGCUGCGCAGUGCAAUGUCCGGCCUGCCCGCAUCCCAGCAUGAACCUCCCAGAGGAUUGGCAGAAUGCCCCUCCCGAAUGA
This is a messenger RNA of Laetiporus sulphureus 93-53, 297 nucleotides long. RefSeq lists its product as uncharacterized. The record is from RefSeq and is a predicted model, not a curated record. The annotation marks the transcript as partial. The transcript is spliced from 2 exons. Lineage: Eukaryota; Fungi; Basidiomycota; Agaricomycetes; Polyporales; Laetiporaceae.